AUGAAUGAUGUUGACUUAACUGUAUAUUCAAUUCGUGAUCGCAAAGAGAUCAUACUUUUUUCCAGUUGUUCUACAAUAAUUCGUAGAAUAGAAGUGAAUCGAUAUUUUAAGGGUUAUGGCAGUAUAACAUUCUGUCAACCUGUUGUGUUUGAUGAGUAUAAUGAACUUAGAUCAGCCGUAGACAUACUUAAUAUUUUGCAUGAUAAUUCACUUUCUUAUCAUGACAUUCUUGGAUCAAAACGCUCUACAGAUCGUAUUUUUGCCUUCUAUCUUACAGUUGCAGAAGCAAAUAGCUUCUCUGCAUAUUGUAGAUUUGUUCCAGGAAAAAGAAAUAUGAAACACAUCGAUUUUUGCAAGCAAUUAGCAAAAUUGAUCUUCAAUUGUUAUUCAAACAAUACAAUUACUGAUCGAACUAAAAAAAGACGAAAAUAA
Molecule: messenger RNA, 432 nt
Organism: Funneliformis geosporum
Lineage: Eukaryota; Fungi; Glomeromycota; Glomeromycetes; Glomerales; Glomeraceae
Source: the annotation of a GenBank genome assembly